AUGUUCAUCCAGUCCUCUUCCCUUUGCAAACUACCACAUGAAAUAUUCGAGAAUAUCGUCCUAGAACUCAUCUCAGACGAUGGCCCCAUCCUCCCACUUCUCCAAUCUUGCAAACAAAUAAAUAAUAUCCUCGCUUUCACUCAAAAUACCCAUCUAUACUCUCGCAUCUUUCGCUAUAGAUUCAACUCAGCCGCAUCAGCCAGACGACUCGGUGCUCGUACUCACCACUCUCGCCAUCUUGCUCACCAGUUGGCGUGGUACUCGAACGCUUUAAAAUGCAUCAGAAGGGCGGAUAUUUACGAUAACGGCGUCCUAGACGCUUUCUGGGCUUCUUUCGCACUCAUGUCUGAGAAUGACGGAAAGAAUCGUCAUCUCCUCGAGGCAGCGGGUCUCCCAGAUUUCGUAGAUGAGUUUGUUCGCAACCGCCUAUACCAAGACUCCGCCAAUACCAAUGGCUGGCCCAACGAAUCUCCCAUCAACUGUCUUGCAUUAUGGCUGCUUUGGUUCACCAGUACAGAAGAGCGUCUCAAAGCCGAGUCGACCGUCCGACGCAACGAGAUAAUCAGACUCGUCCUCCCUUUUGUCAUCGUUCCCUUUCGCUAUCCUUCAGCUCAUGCUCCCCACAAUCACUUCACCAUGCCCCUCACAGAAAACUCGAACGGCCACCUCCGUCAGUCCAUUAUCCCCGCACAUGGCACCUUCCCAAUCUACCGUGCCGGCAGAGCCCACACAACCCACUUCUACGACCGCACAGACUUCGAGAUUGGCAUUCCACUUUCUUCCACGGCUGCAAAAUUGAUCUUCUUUUCACGUCGCCAAGUAACACCUAUCGGAAUCCCAAUCCAUCUCCCACUCACUCGUCAACAUGCUUUCCAACUCGGUUUUGGCGACCAAAUCGGUCCCACUCAAGAAGACGUCCACGAACUCAACCAACAUAAAGUCGUCAAGCACCCUUCUCUUGCCUCCGACUCCAUUCGAACUCCCAGUUCCCAACUCGACGACGACUGGUACCGCCUCACAGACUGCAUCUAUCCAAUGCAAAAAUCAUCCCUCAAGAACGCCCAUUACACCUACGGCUCCGCAACAGGUCUCUGGCAAGGUCGUAUCUUAGUCCCCACCGAUAAUGCAUUCGCCGCAAUCCUCCAGCAUGUUCAAAUGCCGGAAGAAUUCACAGAACAACAGCUCUUCCUGAACGCUUACCCUCUCUUCAUGCGCCUUCGUGAAUAUCACUGCGUGGACCCCCAGGACCCUGUACCGACUGGUGGGGCAGAUGAUGGGUUUGAUGAUGGCAUUUCGAACGCUUGGAUACCCAGGGGCGUGCAUUUACACGAGGAUUUGGCGAGUCGCUUUCUUUCCACUGGUGUGAUACUGAUCCCAAUACUGAUUAUCGACCAACAGUCCGAAGGCAAACUCAAACUCCAACAUCACGAUCGCACAUACACAUACGAAGCUUAUCGUCCAGGCUUAGCAAAUUCUCAUGACGAAGCUACUUGUCGCGGAUGUCAAUACCGUGGGACGUGCAAUAUCGUUUAUAGGGAGCAUGAUGAUCAGUUCUUAGCCGAGCGAUCUCAGGGUGACGAGAGCGAUACAGAUGCUGAUGUUGAUGUGGGUGACGACGAUGGUCAAUUCCUACAAGACGCUUCUGCACAGUACGAUACGGUCAUCGACGACAUCUUCGAAGCGAUGGACGAAGAUUCAGACUACGAGAGCGACGAGGAGUACUGUGUGGAGAGGAAAUGUAACGGUGUGCUUGAUAUCGCACUCGUCGGCGAGACCGACUACCAACAUGGCCAGGCGUGGAACCACUACAAAUUCUAUGGCCGCGUCCGCGAAUGGGACGGACUCGUUGCGCUCGUUCGUAUCCCUGCACACCAGCACUCGCAUCCUGCGGUCGGACUCGGAUUGUGGGUAUUCAGCGGGUAUAUUGUUGGAGGACAAAAUUUCGUGGGGACGUGGCGGGCAUUGGGGGAGGUGAACCCCGUUACCCCUACCCUUGAGAGCGCGUUUGCCAUGACAAGGAGGGAGGAGGGGUCGUGA
Suillus fuscotomentosus is the source of this 2037-nucleotide messenger RNA. RefSeq lists its product as uncharacterized. Bases 1 to 2037 code for a protein of 678 amino acids. The transcript has 4 exons. The record is from RefSeq and is a predicted model, not a curated record. NCBI's taxonomy places the organism in Eukaryota, Fungi, Basidiomycota, Agaricomycetes, Boletales, Suillaceae.